CACACUCUCCCUUGACCCACUCUAUAGUGCGGCGUAGGCAAGCGUACUCUGGUAUAGGCUGUCAGCAAUAGAUAUUUUAUAAAUUUAUUUCGUAAAAUACAAAAUAAACAAUGUCUUAUUGCUGCAUUUGCAAAUCGCAUUCUGGCUCUCAUGCAGAUAUUACAUUCCAUACCAUACCACGGUCAGAAGAUUUGAGAGCAAAGUGGAUUGCUGUAAUCGGAAAAAAUGUUUCUAAUUACAGCAAAGUGUGCAGUGAUCAUUUUAAACCAAGUUUUUUCCAAUAUAAAAUCAAUAAGCUUAAUAACAUUCAAAGACAUUUAAUAAAAGGAGCAAUUCCUACAGCAGAAAAAUGCCAGGGUUUACACGAUACAAGGGAAUUGAAGUUGGUCAACGAAAAGUCAGAAUCUUGUGAAUCAGAACUAUCAGAACUAUCAGUAAAUAUCUUAAAUAAUGAAAAUUCAGCAGUCCAACACCCUAGAGAAAUUAAAGAUGUUUUAUCUCCUGUGCCUCUAUAUAAUGCGGACAAUAAUCAGAACGAUUCAAUGUCAACAAGAAAAAGAAAACGAUCUACAGACGAAGCCACCACAUGCAAUAAGGUACGAACUGUCAAAUUUAUUGGAGAUCUUUGCCCUGAAGAUUUUACUUCGCCCGAAUGCUAUAAUGUGGUUAAGAAAUAUCUGAAAACACACAAAACCCGAGUAAAUAGUCUCCAAAAGCAAGUUAGUCGACUAUCAAAGAAAGUCAAAAACCUUAAAGAUUUGCUUUCACAGUUACACGAUAAAUCUUCUGUCAAGUAAUGCUGUCGAUGAUCUGAAGGUAUGUUUAUGAUACCACUAUUUUGAUUAUGGCCUAGUAGCAUGAAACAUUUCUCUAAACUUGAAGAUGUAAUCUUAAAGGUUUCAUGAACGAUUCAUGUUACCAAUGAACUUUAGACUCGUACCAUUUAAAGAUAUUUAUUGCAUUAAUCGAUGUUCAUCCAUAUUAAGUAAUAAAUAUCUUUAAAAGGUAUGAGUUAGCUUGGGUCUACAAUAGGUGUAGUAAUGAUUUUAUAUGGGUCUACAAUAGGUGUAGAAAUGAUUUUAUAUCCUUAAGCCAUAAGAAAUUGAUCAAUCACAAGCGAUUAUUCUCCUCGCUUCAGACUGUGAUUGGUCAAUUUUUACGGCUUAAGGCUUACUACACCUAUUGUAGACCCGGGCUAAGGUAAGAGUCUAAAGUUCACAGUCUGAUUUCACCCGAAGUUUUAUGAAGCAUAAAUCUUUGAGUUGUUCUAAAUCUAUCCAGAGAGAUCCCUGAAGUAAUAUUUACUGCGAAUUGUUUUUUUGUAAAUCAUUAAUAAGAUUUUCAAUCAAUGUUAGGAAUUAUAUUAUUUCAUAUAUAAUUAAAUUAUUAAUUGUACAUAAAAUUAUUUCAUUUAUUUGAUCAAUUUUUUUAACUAUAAUUGAAAUUGAAUGUAUUAUAAAUCAUUCUAAAAAUGAAUCUCUUCGGAACAUGUAUGCUAUACAUAAUAAGCCAUCAUUACCAUUUUUUACGUUAUACCUCAUACACAUUUUGUGAUAUUUACAUAUCAUAAUUUACACUGUACAUUUGUUAACAUGAAAAUAAAAUAAUACAAAGCACAAGUCUAA
Molecule: messenger RNA, 1625 nt
Organism: Vollenhovia emeryi
Lineage: Eukaryota; Metazoa; Arthropoda; Insecta; Hymenoptera; Formicidae
Exons: 4
Coding region: 111-797 (228 amino acids)
Molecular function (GO): sequence-specific DNA binding
Source: RefSeq, a predicted model, not a curated record